Suillus clintonianus is the source of this 579-nucleotide messenger RNA. RefSeq lists its product as uncharacterized. The record is from RefSeq and is a predicted model, not a curated record. The coding region runs from base 1 to 579 and encodes 192 amino acids. Gene Ontology annotation, biological process: regulation of transcription by RNA polymerase II. Gene Ontology annotation, cellular component: nucleus. Gene Ontology annotation, molecular function: RNA polymerase II cis-regulatory region sequence-specific DNA binding; DNA-binding transcription factor activity, RNA polymerase II-specific. NCBI's taxonomy places the organism in Eukaryota, Fungi, Basidiomycota, Agaricomycetes, Boletales, Suillaceae. The transcript is spliced from 5 exons.
AUGCCUAAGACACCUGUUCAAUGUCCUUCUUGCAGCAAGAUUAUUAGCCGAAAAGAAGAUCUCCCGAGACACCUCGAAACUCACGCCCAAAACAAGGAGGAUCUUAUGCACCCUUGCACACACCCUGGCUGCAAGUUCAAGACUCUCCAAAAGUCGAACUUGCAGACCCACCAAAGGAUCCACACACAGAUCCGCUCGCAGACGUGCCCUGAGCAUGGAUGUGAGUUUUCCAGCACCGAUCCCGGCAGCUUGACGCGCCACCGCAAGAACAUCCACAACUACGAGCCCAAACCACGACGCAACCCCGCUGGUAGAGUCGCUCGACGGGCCGCUGCCGCGCCUUACCCCUCUACUCGUCUGGCCACUCCAGAGGCCUCAUUCUCCGUGGUGACGGCUCACCCGCUGAGUCAAUCAGCUCAGGGACCCCCCAAUUCUCGGCCCGAUCAGCUCCCCAUCCCCGCCUCGAUCCACUUCCAACCAUCGACUGUCCCCGUCGAUCUCUCCACUUUCCACGCGCAGUUCGACUCGUUCUCGAAUGAGAACUGCCAGGCGCCCACUCACGAUAUCGUUGAGUAUUAG